This is a messenger RNA of Acaulospora morrowiae, 123 nucleotides long. The record is from the annotation of a GenBank genome assembly. NCBI's taxonomy places the organism in Eukaryota, Fungi, Glomeromycota, Glomeromycetes, Diversisporales, Acaulosporaceae.
AUGGUUGACGCCAUAGGAUUCUUACGGUUUCACUACACCAAAGACGAUCAACGAGAAGACAAGAAUGUAAAGUCUUUAUAUCGACUUUCAGGUGGAUUAGAAUUAAAUGGAUGCAUAAUGACG